Nerophis ophidion (straightnose pipefish) is the source of this 6372-nucleotide messenger RNA. Its product is annotated as AP2-associated protein kinase 1-like. The transcript is spliced from 19 exons. The coding region runs from base 617 to 3466 and encodes 949 amino acids. Gene Ontology annotation, molecular function: ATP binding; protein kinase activity. Gene Ontology annotation, biological process: protein phosphorylation. Lineage: Eukaryota; Metazoa; Chordata; Actinopteri; Syngnathiformes; Syngnathidae. The record is from RefSeq and is a predicted model, not a curated record.
UGAGAGAAAUGCUGCCGACUCCUCCUACUAGCAUAUCUCCUGUUUUUAGCUCGGUUAGCUUGUCAAUUAUUAUUUUAAAAAAAGAAGAAAAAAAACCCUGUUAGACCACCUCGACGACGCCAAGGAACAUUUGAGGCGGACUUUGAAAAAAAGUGCCUUUAUUUUAGCGUUCUGAUAUUUUGUUUCGGUGAGCAUGCGGAGUAAGCCGCUUUGGGUACUAAGGAGCUACCUGGCGGCCAGCUGUCAUCGCACCUAGCCGCUUAGCUUAGCCGCAUAGGUGCGCUAGCGCCUGUUUCUUCGGGCUAACAGACUUGCUGUUAAGUCGGCAACCGCCGCUGCUUGGCAGUCAAGUGUCUGCGGAAUACAUUUCACCUUUUACAGCUAAAACACUACUAAACAACGUUUGGUCCUGGCUACUGCUUGAGCGACUAUGGCUUAGCCGAGAAACGUUAACCGGUUCGGAUAUUUGCAGACCCAGUAAGUCGGCUAUCAUUUUAGCUGCUGUCAUUCAGUUGUUUUAAACUAGCUAUCUCGUUAGCCGCUAGCUCGUCCGCCAUUGCUGUAAGCUUUUUUAUACAUCACUGGCUUUGCCACUUUUGGAUAACACCUGGUGAGAAUGAAGAAAUUUUUUGACUCACGACGGGAGCUGGUGGGCUCCGGGCCCGGCUCGGUAGCCGGCGGAGGAGGCGCUGGUUGCGGCGGCGGGGGAAGCUUUAUCGGCCGGGUCUAUACCAUUGGAAGACAUCAAGUGACCAUCGAAGAAAUAGUGGCUGAAGGAGGUUUUGCCAUCGUGUUUUUGGUUCGAACUAAUCAGGGUCAACGAUGUGCUCUAAAACGGAUGUAUGUUAACAAUGAGGAUGAUCUACAAAUCUGCAAACUUGAGAUACAGAUUAUGAGGGACCUAGUGGGCAACAAAAACAUAGUUGGCUUCCUGGAUUCCAGCAUAGCUGCAGUCGGUGCUGAUGAUGUGUGGGAAGUCCUCAUCUUAAUGGAUUUCUGUCGUGGUGGACAGGUAGUCAACCUGAUGAACCAGCGAUUACAGACAGGCUUCACAGAGGCAGAAGUGUUACACAUCUUUUGUGACACGUGUAAGGCUGUUGCUCGUCUGCACCAGUGCAAGACUCCAAUUAUUCAUAGAGACCUCAAGGUGGAAAAUAUUCUUCUUCAUGACCAGGGACACUAUGUACUGUGUGACUUUGGGAGUGCCACAAACUGCUUUCAAAAUCCGCAGACCGAGGGUGUGCCUGUCAUUGAGGAGGAAAUAAAAAAGUACACUACUCUGUCUUACCGUGCACCAGAGAUGGUCAACCUCUAUGCUGGGAAGGUUAUAACAACGAAGGCGGAUAUUUGGGCUAUGGGCUGUCUACUCUAUAAACUAUGCUACUUCACCCUUCCUUUUGGGGAGAGCCAAGUUGCUAUCUGUGAUGGCAGUUUUACUAUCCCAGACAACUCACGUUACUCCUAUGACAUGCACUGUCUCAUCAGAUAUAUGCUGGAGCCUGACCCAGACAUGAGGCCAGACAUCUAUCAAGUGUCUUACUUUGCCUUUAAACUGAAUCGGCAAGAGUGUCCAGUUCCAAAUGUACAUAAUGUGUCCAUUCCUGCAAAACUCCCCGAGCCUAUCAAAGCCAGUGAAGCUAUGGCCAAAAAGACUCAAACCAAAGCCAGGCUCACAGACCCCAUUCCUACCACUGAAACCUCAAUAGCCCCUCGACAAAGGCCUAAGGCUGGCCAGACUCAGCCGCAGCCAAUAUCGGGGAUUCUUCCUAUACAAGCAGCUCUGACCCCACGCAAGAGGCCCAAUGUUGCUGCUGGAGCAUCCCAGCCUAUAGUAGGUGUCACUGUUCCAGCUUCAGCGUCAGGUGCUGUCCAACCUGCUCCCAUUAUUCAGCCUCAAGUUACACCGCAGCCUCAGCAACUACUCAUCAAACAUCAGCAGGCGCCUCCCUUCAUGAACCCACAACAUAACCAACCGCAGCGACUUGAGGUCCAUGAAAGCCCAGCUAUCCAUCUGACACCCAUCCCUGAGUGUGCAGUCAUUGGGCCAACUGAUGACCCAGAUGUGACAGCCGGGCGAGGACUUCACAAAUUCGGCUCCCGAACACCCCCCUCGUCACCGAAGAUGGCAUCUAAGAGUGGCCAUCGACGCAUCCUUAGUGACGUCACUCACAGUGCCAUCUUUGGGGUCCCAGUGAGCAAGUCCACCCAGCUACUUCAAGCAGCCGCAGCUGAGGCCAGCCUCAACAAGUCCAAAUCAGCCAGCACUACUCCUUCUGGUUCACCAUGCUCAUCUCAGCAGACUGUAUAUCACCCGGCUGACAAUGUCACCCAAACUGCCCCUAUAACUACUAAUGCUCAGCCCAGCUGGAACCCCUUCGGUGACGAUAACUUCUCCAAGCUAACAGCCGAGGAGCUGCUUAACAAAGACUUCGCAAAGUUAGCUGAAACUGCAGGACCAGAGGAGAAGGCAAUGGAUGAAAAUCGCAUUCACGGAUUCAAUUCAUUUACAGACAACCUGAUUGAGGGACUGAAUUCUCCUGAAACUUCUCUUCUGCUCCCCGACCUCCUAACCCUGGCAGAGCCCCUGAGCACAAAAACUGCAAAGACCGAGAUGUCUGUGGAUUCACUCAUUCCUGGGUUGGACGCUCCCCAAGCCCAGCAGCAAUCAGGCCAGCCAGAACUCAUCUGUGCCAGCAUGCCAGACUCUUCUUUCCUCAUGUCGCAUGGAGAGAAAGCCAAUAACGACGAGUUUGACCCUAUUCCCGUACUCGUCACCAAAAACUCAAAUCAAGAUGCUCAAGUGGAGAGGAACGGCUACUCCGUGCUUGGCCUGGACCACGACACUGAGAUUCCGGCGAACGAGGCAUGUAGUCACUCCAGUGAAGAAGACCAGGAAAAAGAGAGCUGCAAAGAAGAGCAGCCGAAUUUCAUGGAUUCGGCAGAGGGUCCUAUUUUGGCCCACGACUGCAGUGGCUCCAGACCGCUGCUCCUUGACUCCGAGGAAGAGGAGGAACACGGAGGCGAGCCCUGCCUCCUCUUAUCACAAGUGUCCAACGUGGCAAUUUCUCAACCAGCUUCUGCACAGAAUCAUUCCCAGCCAGACGCCCAGCCAGCCAAGGGUACCCCGGACGUCUUCUCCAAAGCUCCUUUCCGCCCCACGCAUCAAGAAGCAGGCGACGUGUUCGCCGAGGCGCCGUUCCCACGCGGCCCGCUCUCCGCCCAGCUGGACGUGUUCUCCCAGGCUCCCUUUGCGAGAAAAAAGGAGGCCCUAGCCGAGCAAGGUGCACUGGCACAAAUGGCCCCCCAGCCGUUCCGCCCACAAGCCCUCGCCAAAUAUUCCCGACACUUUGAGGGCCAGCAGUACGAGACGACAGGCUUUAACGCGAGCAAUCAGGCUGCAGUACGCGCCGCAGACCCUUUUGUCAGUGCACCCUUUCACCUUAAAGCGCCGCAAGAUAAGCCCUGACAACAACGCUGCAGCUGGACUGCGAGCCUGCACCAAACUCCUCCAUUCUAGUAUGCAACACCUUUACCUUGGAAAGAAGCGCUUCAAAGUUUCUCUGGUGGUGCCACGCAAUUCUUGCAUUGCCUGAAGCGAGCAAAGAAAGGUAACGUGCAUGCCAGCAGCGCAAACCCACACUAGUGUUUUUGUGCCUAAACCUCAGCAGACCUUAAGCAUAUAGUGCUGAAUCAUCAUAUCAAAUGUGUUGUCACAAGGACUGGGUGGACUUCAGUGGUUUACACUUACAGUGAGUACACACCUUUCAUUUAGGAUUAUUCAACUACGCCUCAGAAAACCAAAAUAAAACUUUUCAUGACCUGCUUUUUUUUUUUCUUGCUUUUUUUGGGGGGUAUCCAAUCCCACUUUAACAAUUCCAGCAUUUAGGUCAGUUUAGGCUACUUUUUGUUGUACUGGUCAUGUUUUGAAUUAGUAACUCCAGUCGGUACGGAAUUCUCCAACAAGACCAACGUGGUGGUCAAGCAUUUAAUUGUUUUCUUACCUACCUCACUUUUGUCAUUUGUCCCAGUUUAAACAUAAACAGAUGGUGUUUGGCUAUGUAUCGAUAAGUUUGUGUUUCUCUGUUUUCAGUCAAUGACCAGUCUUGGCUGAAAAUAGAACAUACGUACAUUACAGGCCAAAAGUUUGGACACACGUUCCCAUUUCAAUGUGUUUUUUUCUGUGGUUUUUUUCAAGACUAUUCACCUUGUGGAUUGUCACUGACGGCAUCAAAACUAUGACACCUGUGAAGUGAAAUCCAUUUCAGAUGACUAUCUAUUGAAGCUCAUUGAGAGAAUGCCAAGAGUGUCCAAAACAGUAAUCAGAGCAAAGGGUGGCUAUUUUGAAAAAAAUGGAAUAUAAAACAUGUUUUCAGUUAUCUCACCUUUUUUUGUAAAGUACAUAACUCCAAAUGUGUUCAUUCAUAGUUUUGAGGCCUUCAGUGACAACCGACAAUGUAAAUAUUCAGUAAAAUAAAGAAAAAAAAUUGAAUGAAACUUUUGGCCUGUAGUGUAUAUAAGGUAUACGUAUGUGUUUGUUUCAUGUGGGGAUGGACCUUUGUGAAAAUGUAUGGAACAGACUGCAUAAUGUAAUCACGAGUGCUGUCAAAUGUUAAAUUUUUUUAAAUCAGAUUAAUCACACUUUUGAAUUUGAAUGAACUAUUAAUAAUCAGAACAAAUUACUUACUUACAUAAUUUAAAUUAAUCAGGGAAAAAAACACCCUAAUAUGCUAUUUUAUGGUCAGGAUGUCAUACGCAAAAAUGUUUAAAUAAAACAUUUUUUUAAUCUUUGUGUAUGACAAAAAAAAUAAAAUAGGGUUUAUUUUUAAGGGGAAUUUGCCUGCGACCACACCGGUUAGUCUCCACACCUGAUCACUGACCGUGUAACAAUCCACGGUUAAAGUAAAGGAGCAUGUACUCACAAAAUAAAUUGGAUGAUUAAUCUUCGUAUAGACACAAUUAAUGCGCUAUUUUUUUAUUAUUCAUCACAUGAGCUAACUCUAUUUUUGACUGCCCCAGUGUUAACGCAUACUGGACACUAUUCUUUAUCUUCUCAUAUGUAAACCCAUGUCAUUAGUAACACAUUCCUCCAAAAAAAAGUACAAAGUGUGAUUCAUCUGCAAAUGUACACAACAAAUGCAAUGUGUUUUGCGAUUAAUCACAUAAGUUAACUCGUUAUUUUUGACAGCCCAAGCAAUCACGCUUACUGGACACUAUUCUUUCUCUUCUCUUACAUUAACCCAUGUCGGUAAAAUAUUUCUCCCAAAAAUUAAAACUGUGUGAUUAAUUUGCAACUGUACACAAUUAAUGCGAUAAUCUUUUCCGAUUAAUCACGUGAGUUAACUUAUUUUUGACAGCCCUUGUAUUAAUGCAUACUGGAAACUAUUCUUUAUUUUUUCAUAUACAAACUAAUGUCAGUGGUAACAUGUUUCUCAAAAAAGUGUGAUUAAUCUGCAACUACACGAUUGAUGCCGUGUUGUUGUUUGUUUUGUGAAUAAUCACAUGAGUUUACUCGUUUUUUGUUUUUUUUGACAGCUAUAGUAAUCCCGCAUUCCGGACAAUAUUCUUCGUCUCUUACCUAACCAAUGUCAGUUCCUCCAAAAAAGUACAACUGUGUGAUUAAUCUGAAACUAUAAACAAUGAAUGGGAUUUUGUAGUUAAUCACAAGUUAACUCGCUCUUUUUGACAGCCUUAGGAGUAACGCAUACUGGGGUCUAUUUUUUAUCUUCUCAUACAUGUCAUUGGUAACAUGUUCCUCUAAAAAAAUGCAACAAUUGAUUUUAUCAUUUAGCACAAAGUACAACAAAUGCUCGUAUAAUGCUCAACAACUCACAUUCACUUCUUCAAAAGCACGCACUGUAAGCAUUUUUGUAAUAUUCAAGUAUGCACUGACAACCUCUGCAACUAUAAUGCUUUUCAUUUGUCAUAAAUACACACACUUGUUCCGUCUGGGACUGACAUACAGUAGUAAUAAAUAUAGGUGGCCUAUUAAUUGCAUUCCUAUAUUUUACUUUAUAAAGGUUUGGAGCGCUUUCUUAUGUUGUCGUCAACGACAUCCAAACUGGUUAAGUUGAUAAAAAUGUCCAUCCAAUGUCAUGUGAAAAGUUAUCUUUUCAUUUCUACUUGAAUCGCGAUAUCUUAUUUUUAAUGUUCCAUUUUCUCACCUGGUGUGUUUUAAGUGAAUGUUUCUGUAAGAAUCUGUUUUGAAUGUAACAACUGGAAAAAAAAAUAUAUAUAUUUUUCUCCCGUGUUGGAUGGAAUGGUUGAUUCAACUGCUGACUUACUGUUGGAUGAAAAGCACCUCAAAAUACUUCACAGCUUGCCUUUGAUGUAUGUUGUCAAAGUCAUGAAAAAUAUUAAAUGAAUGUAAAAUCA